Cucumis melo (muskmelon) is the source of this 894-nucleotide messenger RNA. Its product is annotated as LOB domain-containing protein 16. The coding region runs from base 61 to 771 and encodes 236 amino acids. The record is from RefSeq and is a predicted model, not a curated record. Gene Ontology annotation, cellular component: nucleus. The transcript has 2 exons. Lineage: Eukaryota; Viridiplantae; Streptophyta; Magnoliopsida; Cucurbitales; Cucurbitaceae. Gene Ontology annotation, biological process: hormone-mediated signaling pathway; positive regulation of DNA-templated transcription.
UCUUUGCACUUUUUUCUAGUCUACUCGUGCACCAUUUCUUACCCUUUCUUCUUUAUUCCCAUGGCUUCUUCUUCUUCUACAUCCACGAACACGAGCGUGUCGGGGUGUGGUGGUAGCGGUGGCGGUGGUUCGCCGUGUGGAGCAUGCAAGUUUCUAAGGAGAAAAUGUGUGGCUGAUUGUAUAUUUGCUCCUUAUUUUUGUUCAGAACAAGGGGCUGCGAGAUUUGCUGCCAUUCAUAAAGUGUUCGGAGCAAGUAAUGUUUCGAAGUUGUUGCUUCAUGUUCCUGUUCACGAUCGUUGUGAAGCUGUUGUUACUAUUGCCUAUGAAGCUCAAGCAAGGAUUCAUGAUCCUGUUUAUGGUUGUGUUGCUCAUAUUUUUGCUCUUCAACAACAGGUGGCAUACUUACAAACACAGCUGAUGCAAGCCAAGGCUCAACUUGCACAAACCCUAAUGGAUUCAGGAAGUAAUAUGGAGAUUCAAUGGACAGGCGAUUUCAAUAACAGCAACCUCUCGAAUGGAUCAAUUCCAAAUAACAAUUAUCAAACUCAAAUUAUGAACAACCCAACCCCACAAAGCUCUCUAGAAUCAGCUGCCAACAAUGAUGAAGCAUUGUUAUUCAUUAAUCAAAAUCAAUUAUUUCAUGAGAGCCAAUUAAGCAGAUCAUCGCAAGAACCUCAAAUUCUUCAACCAUUUCCUAGAAAAAAAUUAUCUUCUUCUCAUGCAGAUCUUGGGGAACUCCAUGCUUUGGCCCUUAGAAUGAUGAGAAACUAAUUAAUUAAUGAAGACGAAAGUCAUGUGUAAUUUUGUGAAGAACAGUGGAUUUUGAUGAUAUAUCUAUAGUCAUUUUAUGAGACCAAAAAGUUGUGUGUAUAUAGUGACUAUAUCAGCCAUUUA